UCUGUGCCCCGCCCCGCGUUUAGGUUUAAAUGCUUAGAGUUAGCCAAUCCGCUGAAGCGGGGGGAUGAGCCACCAAACCAGUUUUAGGUAGUGACAAACAGUUCUUCUUUCUUCCUCAUUCAGUCGUUUACAGCUAGUGUUGGAGAGAGCAGAGUAAGCGCAGCCAUGACGAAAGACCCCAAUAAGCCCAGAGGGAAAACCUCAGCAUAUGCCUACUUUGUUGCAACCUGCCGUGAGGAGCACAAAAAGAAGCACCCAGGAACCAGCGUCAACUUUGCAGAGUUCUCCAAGAAGUGCUCAGAGAGAUGGAAGACCAUGUCAGCCAAGGAGAAGGUGAAGUUUGACGAGAUGGCCAAAACUGACAAGGUCCGUUAUGACAGGGAGAUGAAGUCGUACGUCCCUCCCAAGGGCAUGAAGAAGGGCAAGAAGAAGAAGGACCCCAAUGCACCCAAAAGACCACCCUCUGCUUUCUUCGUCUUCUGCUCUGACCACCGUCCCCGGAUCAAGGAGGAGAACCCCGGCAUCUCCAUAGGAGACAUCGCCAAGAAGCUUGGAGAGCUGUGGGCUACCCAGGGCCCCAAAGAUAAGGCUCCAUAUGAGGCCAAGGCAGCCAAGUUGAAGGAGAAAUACGAGAAGGAUGUUGCUGCCUAUAGAGCCAAGGGAGGCUCUGGGAAGAGCGACGCCGGGAAGAAGAGCGGCCCUGGCCGGCCCCCAGCCAAGAAGGCCCAGCCUGCUGACGAUGACGACGAUGAUGAGGAUGAAGAUGACGAGGAGGAUGAUGAAGACGACGAUGAAGAUGAUGAUUAAGUGGCUUUUUUUGUGUGGGUGUGAUUGCAACAUUUAGCCUGCUGUCCCUGUGGGUCUGAAUGCCUCCUUCUGAUUCAGGGAUUUAGUUUCAUUUCCUCACCUGGUCCACUUAUGUGUUAUUUCUACUGAACUCGGGUUUGUUACACCUUAGAUCCUUGUUGCUAUUUAAGCAGCGAUUCAUUGGACUGAGCUCCACUAGCGGACAGCAGGACAUUUUCUAUUUUUUUUUUCUUUUGAAAUUUGUUUCUGGGGGCACUGCUUAUGUUUUCUGUUCUAGUGGUGCAGUUUUGUUUUGUUUUUUCUCCACUGUUUUAUUACCAGGAUGUUUCUGUAGCUUGAUUAAAGAUGGCAGCCAUUUUUAAAGUGGAACUUUAAAACA
Messenger RNA from Cyprinodon tularosa, 1186 nucleotides. RefSeq names its product high mobility group box 2a (gene hmgb2a). NCBI's taxonomy places the organism in Eukaryota, Metazoa, Chordata, Actinopteri, Cyprinodontiformes, Cyprinodontidae. Bases 166 to 807 code for a protein of 213 amino acids. Gene Ontology annotation, molecular function: DNA binding, bending. Gene Ontology annotation, biological process: regulation of transcription by RNA polymerase II. Gene Ontology annotation, cellular component: nucleus. The transcript is spliced from 5 exons. The record is from RefSeq and is a predicted model, not a curated record.